This is a messenger RNA of Penaeus monodon (black tiger shrimp), 4486 nucleotides long. RefSeq names its product cytosolic phospholipase A2-like. Gene Ontology annotation, cellular component: cytosol. The record is from RefSeq and is a predicted model, not a curated record. Gene Ontology annotation, biological process: glycerophospholipid catabolic process. Lineage: Eukaryota; Metazoa; Arthropoda; Malacostraca; Decapoda; Penaeidae. The transcript has 16 exons. Gene Ontology annotation, molecular function: calcium ion binding; calcium-dependent phospholipid binding.
UUCCGUAGAAGGUAAAUGUCUCCCUGACAGCCUGCACGUUUUGAAUUUCGUUUUCGUUGUACUCUUACAUAAGUGAAUAAGCUCUGUGGCAUUUGAUAAUACGUGCAAAUAAAGAGCAUAACGCGAAGUUACGAUGCAAUAAGCGGCGUGUAACAUUGAUUAAAAUCGGUGCCUGACGCAAGAGAGAUAUCACGGAGGAUCAUGGCUGAAAGCGGGGGUCCUUCACCAAGCAUGGCAGAGGAGGCUGACGACGUGGUGGUCAUUCGGAUGACAGCCAGGGGACCACGAACGCUAAGACGCUCUUCAAGUCACCUUCCAUCCGAGUCCCUCUCGUCCUCGAUCAACGGCCUCGAGAGCAUCAGCGAGAGCGAGACCUUAAGUCCGAGCCCGACUUCGAAAACGAUAAGUCCGUUCUCCGUCUGCCGCCGCGAGUUCUUCAAGUUCGCCGGCAGGAGGUGGACUCCGAGCACCUGGUGGGUGUAUGAAGGAGUAUUCGACCCCUUUCAAGUUUUCGAGGUUGAACACGAAUCAUGCCUGGACUUCGAGAUCACAAUCAAGAGAGGCGAGUCAAUCACCAAAGGCAGUACAUUGAAAGAUCUCAUGGACACUCCAGACCCUUACGUCAUCCUGAAGAUCCCCGGCUGCUCCAAUUCCUCUAAGAGAACUAGCCAUGUUGAUAACUGUACAAAUCCCCUUUGGAAUGAGACCUUUCACUUUUAUUUGGACCCGGGAAAGGAACACAUUUUGAAGGUGUUGUUAAUGGAUGCUAACUACACGGUGGAUGAAACACUCGGUGAAGACUCAUUUUGUGUCAAUGAACUUACCAAUGAUGUUGCGGUUGAACACACAUUCAUCUUCCCGGGAGGUUCAAAGGUUCACACAGAGCUCAAACUACAGAAAAACAAAACACCAGACUUGCGGUUCUCUUUGGCGCUGUGUCAGGCAGAGAAAACUUUUCUACGAAGUCGCCGCAGGAAAGUUCUUGAGGGGAUGCAGCGCAUACUAGGUGCCAAAGCUCCAAGCACUGAGAAACAGGUUCCAAUCUUAGGUAUUCUGGGGUCGGGUGGAGGCUUCCGGGCCAUGAUGUGCAUGAGCGGGGCUGUGAAAGCGCUACAGGAGACGGGAAUCCUGGACUGUGCUACCUACAUCGCGGGGCUCUCGGGGUCAUCCUGGUACAUCUCAACGCUCUAUGCCCACGAUAAAUUCCCAAACGUAACACACGACCAGAUUCAGAAAGAACUCCGGGCAUCAGUAACCAGUGAUUGGAAAUGGAAGCUACUCAAUUCAGCAUCUUACGUCACCAGUAUGAUUGCCAAGUACAAACGAGGCCAACCAGUCUCUUUCACAGACUUCUUUGGACAUCUCCUGGGUGAUGUCCUCUUAAAAGGGGCCAAGCACAAAAAGCUGACAGACACGCAGAAGAUUUUGGUCCAGGGUAUAGUGCCCAUGCCUCUGUACACAUGCCUCCAUGCCAAGCGAAAUGUCUCGUGUCGGUCUUUCUCGGAAUGGGUAGAGUUUUCACCAUAUGAGAUUGGUAUCGCAAAGUAUGGUACUUUCAUGAAAUCUGAGGAUUUUGGAAACAAGUUUAUUGUUGGGAAGAAAAUCAAGCAUUUUGAAGAACUUCCCUUACAUUUUCUGCAAGGUAAGAUCCUUCUUUUUAGUGCUUUUCCUUUAAUUUCCCUUCCCACUUUCUCUAUUGUUGUUAUUAUGGAACCAUUAUAAUAUAUAAUCUCAGAGUUUCGAAAAAGAAAUAUGAUCUGUCACGAUAAGAUCGACGACCUACACAGCUCAGGAGACGAUUCAGAAACAGAGGACGAAGAAGACAUCGAAGGCCAUGAUGACAAGGAGAUCGAUGACGAAGAAGAGAUCAGCAUGAUGAAGCUGAGUCUCGCAGAUCAGCCAGCCACCGAGGGUGAUGCCUCAGCCGCUGGUGCUGGCAAGAGCGAGCAAGCUGAGGCCACGGAAGAAAGGCGCAGGGUCUCAGUGGCUUCCAUGGAGACCAAACCACAGCCCGAACAGAAGACCGCCAAGAAGAGUUUGAACAAGAUUGCAAAGUCGAUGGAUAGUCUCAUAGGCCACUCGUUCAGCAACAAAGCCCAGAACACAGAACAGGAGGCAUCAGAGAGCCGAGACAUCUUGCCCAAAGCUUUCAGUUUUGAUACGACGAAGAGGAAAGUCUCCAGGGACAACCACAGGAAGUUCAGCACGGAGAGUGACCCUGGAGUGAGGACGGAGUUUCAGACACAGGGAGCUUCGAGGCUGGUUCGCCAGGGAGCCAUCAAAACGGUACGUCUCGGCAAGGCGAAGAAGGUCGAUGAGACGGAGGAGGCCAAUCCAGGGCAGAAAGUGUGGGCUGAGAGGAGAAAAACUCUAAGAAAGACCAGGGUUGAGAAAAAGGCAGGCUUAUGGGAAGGCCUGAAGCAGAACAUCAUGAUGGGCACCAACAUACUGAACUCUCGAGCCGGAAGAGCAGGCGAGGUACUGAACCCCUUCCGAGGACUUUCCCUUAGGCAUUCAUUCCCAAUCUCUCCUUUUGCAACGGAUGGAAUGGAGGAGGAAGAUCAGGUUGAUUCGGAUAACUUCGGCGCAGGCUGUAGGUACGAACCGCUAGAUAACAAAGCCAAGAAGCUGUUCAUCGUAGACUCUGGCUUGGCUUUCAAUUCUCCUUAUCCACUGCUCUUGAGGCCACAGAGAGCUGUUGAUAUAUACCUCUCCUUUGACUUCUCCCAGAGGCCCGAGGACAAAUCGCAGCCCUUCAAGGAACUGCUGUUGGCUGAGCGAUGGGCAAUACAAAACAAGGUUCCUUUCCCACCCAUAGAAAAACAGGUUGCGCAGUAUGAGAAUGAAGAAGUUCGAGAGUGUUACGUGUUCAAACACCCAACGGACCACUUCUGUCCCGUUAUCUUGCAUUUUCCAUUAGUCAAUACCAACUUCAGGAAGUUCAAGGCUCCAGGUGUACCUCGCGAAACCAAAGAAGAAAUGGAGUUCGCCGACUUCCCCAUCUUCGACGACCCCAACAACUCCUUCUCGUCCAUGAACUUUGUGUACGAACCCGAGCAGUUUGACCGGCUGACAAAGCUCGUAGAAUUCAACACCCUCUUCAGCAUAGACACCAUUAAGAAAGAGCUCGAGGAAAUCACCGAGAGGAAGAAGAGCUUGACCUCAAAGACCCUGACCUUUAGUGAUGUGGUGAAGACCGUUAAGCGUGUGUCGAGUUUCCAGAAUAAAAACAGUGGUAGAGAACUGAAGCUAACCUUGUCUCAGCAGAACGAGGAUCUGUUGAAAAAGUAUGUGAAUGUGAACAAACUUGCUGAGGCUGACAGUUCUGACGAAGAAGAAUUCACUGAUGCUCUUCAAGAAUUGUGAGAAAUGAGGGUGGAAAUAGAGAUAUUUUUUAUUAUUAUUUAUAGUGAUUGAAAGCUCAAGUUGAUGAGUAAAGUGACCAAUGUGCUAAGCCCAUGUCUUACCAUGCUAAAUGGUAGUGCAGUUCCUUUUAUUUUUCUUGUUUCGUUCUCCCUUGUCUUCUUUAUCACGUGACCUCUGCCCACUCCUCCAUACUACUUUCAUUCCCGUCAUCAGUCGUAAAGGAAGCGUUUGAUUUGGAUAUGAUAGUGUCGAGAAAUUAGUAAUAUUAAGUACGGUUACAGCUGAGAAUCUUAUUUAUUUUUUACAAAGUUGCAUGUAUUCAAAUAAUCCAUUGUUUGUGCUUUGCGAAUAACCAAUACAUACAGACUUGUUAUAUUUUGGCUAAUGUUUGGUUUUAUACCAUUCAUACUAUCAGUUCAUGAGUUGAUAAGCCCUACAUUCUGGGUAUUCAUGUUACCAAGCUUUUACACUAACCAUUUGCAAUUUCUACUCUCAUGAAUGAGAAACAAAUGCACUGCUUUAUGAAGGCAAUUGAGCAUUAGAACACAAGAUUCCUUUAACAAUGGAUAGGUAUAUGCAAAUUAUUUUUAUCAUUUUAUCAUUAUAUGUGAUCAUUGUACGAAAAUUUGCAUCUAUUAUAUAUUCAUGGAUGAUGACUCGCGUUGCAUUGUUAGAUCUUCAUUCUUCACCUGGUCUCUCAAUAUGCAGAGAGAGAAUGCUCAUGUAAAAUAUAUGUAGGUUCAGAGGUGCCUUGGGGACCAUUAUAUGUGUAGCUGGCUGUUAGUGAUAUAUUUCCUUGAACGCUGUACAAAGUGAAGAUUUAGUUACAAAUGGCGUAUAUCAGCAGAUUUUGCUGAUGUGGUCUGACUGCAUGAUUAUGAUUAAGACAUAACUGGGGUCUGUGGUAAAGUUACAUUUUUUUCUUUAGCUUUGACAAGGAAGCAAGGAAAGUUUACCUGUGAUUGAAAUGACACCUUUUGUAUUAUUGAAUAUUAGGGUACUCUGUGAUGGCUGUACAAAGUUAAUCUAUUUAUUUCCACAUUGUAAUGUAUUGUUUGCACACGCCUGUUACUUGUUUAAGGGCAAAAAUACAUUUCCAAUAAAGAAAAUUUACAUAAAA